AGCCCCUCCUGGGUGCCCACCGCUGUCACCAUCCCUGCGGAGCUCACCCCGCCCAGCCAGCUGGUAUUUGAGGGGAUGAGAGGCAGCACGGCCUACCUGGACAUCUCCCUGGACGCUCUCUCCAUCCGGCGCGGCACCUGCAAUCGGGUCUGCGUGAUGCAAACGUGCAGCUUCGACAUCCCAGAUGACCUCUGUGGCUGGAGCUGGGUCCCCACUGCAUCUGGCGCCAAGUGGAGCCAGUGGAAGGGACCCUCGGGGCAGCCUGGUGUGGGACCACAGGACGACUUCUCCAGCCCUGGUAGUGGCUUCUACAUGCUCCUGGACCCCAAGAAUGCCAAGCCAGGGCAGAGAUCAGUCCUCCUGAGCCCACCGAGCCACUCCACUGGCUGUCUGACACUGUCUUUCCACUACACCCUGUGGGGCCGGGCUCCAGGCGCAGCCCUCCUGGUCUACGGCUCAGUCUCAGGCAGCAUCCGGAAAUACAUGCUCUUCUCAGGACAACCCGGCCCUAACUGGCAGCCUGUUUCUGUCAAUUACACAGGACAGGGACAGAUAGAGUUCAGUGUGGUGGGCGUGCUCGGAGAGACUCCAGAGCCAGCAGUGGCAGUGGAUGAAAUCAACAUUGCUCCCUGUGGGGAGAGCUUUCCCCAGUGCGACUUUGAGGACAGCACGCAUCCCUUCUGUGACUGGACCCAAGCAUCGGGAGACAGUGGCCAGUGGUCCCGGGGAAGCGAAAACAUGUCCACCCAUGUUGUAGGCCCCUUUGGAGAGACCCUGUAUGGAGGCAAGCACUAUGUCUACCUAGAGGCGGACAGGUCCUCCCAGGAGGGACAGUCCGCGAGGCUGGUGAGCCGGCCCUUCUGCGCCCCGGGCAACGUCUGUGUGGAGUUCUCCUACCACAUGUACGGGCUGGGAGACGGCACUGCGCUCAGGCUUCUGCUGGGGAGCCCUGCGGGCAGCACCCCCACCCCACUGUGGGAGCGCAUUGGGUCUCAGAAGCCCAGCUGGCUGAACACCUCUGUCACCGUCCCUUCAGGACACCAGCAGCCCAUGCAGCUGAUUUUGGAGGCCAUCCGGGGGAGCAAUGUCGCCUUUGUGGUCGCUGUGGGCUUCGUCUUGAUCAGUCAGGGGACUUGUCGAGCACCAGUGCCAACAACAGUGCCUCCUACCACCUUCCGCAUAGAAGAGUCAGUAGUCUCUAUAGAAAAACCUACAGUCCCCAUAGAAGGACCCACUGUACCUGCUGAGAAACCCGCUGUCCCUGUAGAAAAAACUACUGUCUCACCCAAAGAUACCACACUCCACCUGGAAGAGACCACUAUUACUGCUGCCAAGAUCACUGCCUCCAGAGAAAAACCUACUGUCCCCACAGAAGGACCUACCAUCCCCACCAAAGAACCUGCUGUCCCCACACAAAAUCCCACCUCCCUUACUGAAAAGACCACGAUCCUCACUGAGGAAAACACUGCCCCCACAGAAAAAUCUGCCAUCCUCACUGGAGAGACCACGACCCCCAUCAAAGAGUCCCUCAUCUCCACAGAAAAACCCAUUGCCCCCACUGAAAAGCCCGAAGCCUGUCCUCCCUCUUGCCCUAGCUCCACUGUCUUGCCCACUGGGCCAAAAGCCAUGGCGGUGCCUCUGGAAACACCAAGUGCCUCCAUGGCCAACAUCGUGCCCAGCACAACUACAAACCCACCCCUCACCACAGUGAGCUGCCCCUCAAAUGCCCACUACGAACCCUGUGCGUGCCCGGCGUCCUGUGAGAGCCCCAAGCCCAGUUGCGGACUGUUCUGCCAGCCGGGCUGCAUCUGCAAUCCUGGCUUCCUGCUCAGUGGCAGCCAGUGCAUCAAUGCCUCAUCCUGUAACUGCAUCUACGGCAACAAGAGCUAUAAGCCCGGGGAGAAAUGGUUCAGCCCCAACUGUACAGAGCACUGUAGCUGCCAGCCAGGCGGCCGGAUGGAGUGCCAGCUCUCUCAGUGCGGGACACACACCGUGUGCCAGCUACAGAAUGACCAGUACGGAUGCCACCCAUACGGCACUGCCACCUGCAUGGUGUAUGGAGACCCUCAUUACGUCACCUUUGAUGAGAGGCACAUUGCCUUCACAGGCAAAUGCACAUACAUCCUGGCCCAACCCUGCCACAAUGCCACAGAACCAUUCUUCAGGGUGACAGCAAAGAAUGAGGAACGAGGACAGGAAGGUGUGUCCUGCCUGAGCAAAGUCUAUGUGACCCUGCCUGAGACCACCAUUACCCUACUUAAAGGUCGAGGUACAAUGGUUGGAGGCCAAAGAGUCACCCUGCCAGCCAUGCCUGCUAAAGGUGUCUUUGUUGGUCCAAGUGGGCGAUUUGUGGAGCUGCAGACUGUGUUUGGUCUGCACGUGAGAUGGGACGGCGAGCAGCAGCUGUUUGUGACAGUGUCCAGUGCUUAUGCUGGCAAACUCUGUGGUUUUUGUGGCAACUAUGAUGGGGACAGCAGCAACGAUAACCUGAAGCCGAAUGGUAACCCAGCACGGGAUGAUGAGGAUCUGGGAAACAGCUGGCAGGUAGCCGCAGAUGAGGACAGGGAGUGCCUGCAAAACCAGGCAGACCUCCAGACCUGUGAUGCUGCCUUGCAGGGCAUGAUAUCGGGGCCCAGGUUCUGCGGCAGCCUAGUGGACUCCAGAGGACCGUUUGAGGCCUGCCUGCUGCACCUGAAGGCCUCUCCCUUCUUUGACAACUGCAUGCUGGACCUGUGCCGCUUCCAAGGGCUCCAGGCUGUGCUGUGUGCCCACCUGUCAGCCAUGACUGCAGCCUGCCAAGAUGCUGGCUACCCUGUGAAGCCCUGGAGGGGAACCCAGUUCUGUCCCCUGGCCUGCCCACGCAAUAGCAGGUACUCCCUGUGCGCUAGUCCAUGUCCAGAGACCUGCUACACAGCCUUCUCUGACAAGCCCUGCCGGCAGCAGUGUGUGGAGGCCUGCCAGUGCAACCCGGGCUUCGUGCUCAGUGGCCUCGAGUGUGUCCCCUGGGCCCAGUGUGGGUGCCUCAGUCCCACAGGGCGCUACUUCAAGCUAGGAGAGCAGUGGUACAAGCGAGGCUGCAAGGAACUCUGUGUCUGUCGAGGGAACAACCACAUUCGCUGCCGGCCCUGGAAGUGUCAGGCCCAGGAGACCUGUGGCCACCAGAAUGGCUUGUAUGGCUGCUAUGCCAGGGGUUCCGCCACCUGCACUGCCUUGGGCGAUCCCCACUACCUGACAUUCGAUGGAGCCCUGCACCACUUCCUGGGCACCUGUACCUACAUCCUGACCCAGCCUUGCUGGCCCAGGUACCAGGAGAACCACUUUGUUGUGAGCGCCACCAAUGAAAUCCGCGGAGGGGACUUGGAAGCCGCCUACGUCAAAGCCGUCCAUGUGAGCAUCUUCAGUCUCAGGAUCUCGCUGAUCAAAGGCCGCAGGGUCAUGCUGAAUGGCCAUCGGGUGGGCCUCCCUGUGUGGCUGUUGCAAGGCCAGGUGGCCAUUAGGCUCAGUGGCUCCUUUAUCCUGCUCUACACGAACUCUGGGCUUCAGGUUCGCUACGACGGGAAGCACCUGGUGGAGGUGACAGUGCCCUCCUCCUAUGCUGGCCAGCUCUGUGGGCUCUGUGGGAACUACAACAACAACAGCAUGGACGACAACCUGCGCCCGGACGGGAAGCCCGCAGGCAGCUCCUCCCAGCUAGGGGCUGCCUGGAGGUCGUCGGAAGGCUCUGAGCCCAGCUGCUUCCUGGGGGGAGCCGAGCCCUCCAGCUGCCUGGAGGAAGAUGACAUAACAGGUACCUGGAGUAACAACUGUGAGAUCUUGAUGAACCCUCUAGGGCCCUUCUCCAAAUGUCAUCAGCUGGUGCCGCCGCAGGCCAGCUUCGCCAGCUGUGUGCAGGGCCAGUGUGGGACCAAGGGUGACAGCCUGGCACUGUGCCGCUCCCUGCAGGCGUAUGCGUCUCUGUGUGCCCUGGCCGGCCAGGCUCCUGCCUGGCGCAACAGUACCUUCUGCCCUCCGAGGUGCCCUCCCAACAGCAGCUACAGCCCCUGUGCCAAGCCCUGCCCGGCCACCUGCCUCAGCCUGAGCACCCCCAAGGACUGCCCGGCCGCGCUGCCUUGUGUGGAGGGCUGUGAGUGCCAGAAAGGCCACCUGCUGAGCGGAACCUCCUGCGUGCCCCUCAGCCAGUGUGGCUGCGUGGAGCCCCAGGGCUUCUACCACCCGGUCGGGGAGAGCUGGUACCCAGAGAGGACCUGCACCUCCCGCUGCACCUGCUUGGUCCACAACAACAUCACCUGUCGCCAGGCUGCCUGCCAGGAGGACCAGGUGUGCUGGCUCCACGAUGGGCUGCUUAGCUGCUGGGCCCCAGAUGCAGGGAUCUGCAGGGCCUCGGGGGAUUCUGAGUACGUGGGCUUCGACGGCAGUAGCCACCUUGUGCAGGACACCUGCCCGCACAUCCUGGUGAAGGUGUGUCACCCCAACAUGGACCUGCUUGUCUUCAAGAUAAGCGCCAAGAGCGAGGGCAGAACAGGGGCUUUUGCCCACCGCCAGGUCUACAUCAACAUUGCUGAUGUCCAGGUCACUCUGCAGGAGGGCCACCGAGUGCUGAUCAAUGGCACACCUGUCACCCUUCCUGCCACCUCCCAGAUCACAGGGCUCAGCAUCACCUCCAGCAGCAGCUACACCAUGGUGCACCUGCAGUCUGGCGUGCAAGUCAAGUUUAAUGGCCGUCAUUUCUUAGAGAUCAAAGUCCCUGUGGCUUAUUAUGGAAAGGUCUGCGGUGUGUGUGGGAACUUCAACGGGGAAAAGGAAGACGAGCUGGUGAUGUCCAGUGAUGAACCAGCCCAGGAUGACCAUGAGUUCAUGGACAGCUGGAAAGACAAGGACACUAAAACAGACUGCCAGGUGGAGGACAAGCGGGCUGAGCCCACCCCGAAUGAAAACUGCAGGCUGGCCGACCUCCAGGUGGCCCAGGGGCGCUGCCAAGCAGCCCUGCAGGCUCCAGCAUGGGCCGAGUGUGCCACUCGUGUGGCCCUCGAGCCCUUCCUGCUGGACUGCGCGGGCAAACUCUGUGAGUUCGGAGGCCUGAACCAGGCACUGUGCGAGGCCCUGCAGGCCUUUGGGGCUGCCUGCCAAAGCCAAGGAGUCAGGGUUCCACUCUGGAGGAACAGCAGCUUCUGCCCUCUGGAGUGCCCGGUUCACAGCAGCUACACCUCCUGCACUCCCUCCUGCCCACCAUCCUGCUGGGACCUGGAUGGCCACUGCGAGGGUGCCAAGGUCCCCUCCACCUGCACUGAGGGCUGCCUCUGUCAGCCCGGCUAUGUGCUAAUCGAGGACAAGUGUGUGCCCAGAAGUCAGUGUGGCUGCAAGGACACCCAAGGUGGCUUCAUCCCUGCGGGCAAGACCUGGAUCUCCAGGGGCUGCACCCAGAGCUGCACCUGCUCUGAUGGAACCAUUCAGUGCCGGGCCUUCCACUGUCCUCCUGGGUCCCACUGCCAGGACAACGAGGAUGGGAACAGCAACUGUGCCCCCAAUAGGUCCCGACACUGCUCCAUCUUUGGGGACCCGCAUUACCGCACAUUUGACAGCCGCAGCUACCGCUUCCAGGGCCGCAUGACCUACAUCCUGGUAAAGACAGUGGACAUGCUCCCGGAUGGCAUGCAGCACCUUGUCGUGGAGGGGCGCAACAAGAUGUACUCACCUGUGAGCUCCAUCCUCCUGCACGAAGUGAUCACCAUUGUCUAUGGCUACAAAGUUCAGUUCCAGAAGGAUCUGGUGCUUCUGGUUAACAGCCAGAAGAUGGCUGUGCCCUACAGGCCCAACGAGCACCUGAGGGUCACCCUGCGAGGCCAGCGGCUAUAUCUGAUCACAGACUUUGAGCUGGUGGUCAGCUUUGAUGGAAGGAGCAGCACAGUGAUCUCUCUGCCCAGCAUGUACCAGAAGUUGGUGCGUGGCCUGUGCGGGGACUAUGAUGGGGACCGCAGGAACGACUUCAUGCUGCCCAGUGGAGCGCUGACCCAUAGCAUCAGUGUCUUUGGCAAAAGCUGGGAGGUGAAGAGCCAGGACGGCCUCCUCCGCUUCCGGAGGGCCCUCCAGGAAGAGCAGGAAGAGGACAAAGAGGACGACUCAGACUCUCAGGCAGGGUCCCUGUGCAGCCCACAGCAGCUGGCACUCAUCAAUGGCACCCAGGCCUGCGGGGUGCUGGGGCACUCCCAGGGCCCCUUUGCUGCUUGUCACUACACUGUGGCCCCAGAGCCCUUCCAGGAGCACUGUGUGGUGGAUCUGUGCUCCACUCGGGACCCUGAAGAACAAGAGGAGCUCCGAUGCCAGGUCCUCAGUGGGUACGCCAUUCUCUGCCAGGAGACAGGGGCCAGCUUGGCUGACUGGCGGGAGCACACCCGCUGCGCCAUGGCAUGUCCAGCCAAUACCAUAUAUCAGAGCUGCAUGACACCCUGCCCAGUGACCUGUGCCAACCUGGCGGCCCCUGGAGAAUGUGAGGGCCCCUGCGUGGAGGGCUGUGCCAGCCUCCCAGGCUAUGCCUACAGCAGCACCCAGAGCCUCCCCCUGGCCAACUGUGGCUGCACCACCAACGGUGUCUACUACCAGCUGGGAGACAGCUUCGUGGCUGAGGACUGCUCUCUGCACUGCACCUGCACCCACUCACAGGCCCUGCUGUGUAAGCCCUUCAGCUGCAGUGCCGGGGAGAUCUGCACUCUGGCCAACCUCACUUGGGGCUGCUUCCGGGAAAGUCCUUGUCUGCAGAACCCAUGUCAGAAUGACGGUCGGUGUCAGGAGCAGGGAUCCAGCUUCACCUGCGAGUGUGAACUUGGCUACGGGGGAGACCUCUGCACAGAGCCUCACGAUGUCCCGCUCACCAGAGAGAAAGAAACACCCAACUUGGUGACCAUCCUGCUGAGCAUGCUCAUGGCUGUCGCAGUCCUAGUGCAUGUGCUGAGCAGAAAGUGUGUCAGCAGGAGCAGGAAGAGGAGGAGAAGAGGGAAGAGGAGAGAGAAAACGCAGGGCCAGACAGAGCCUGGAGCGCAGCUGCUGACCCCAGGCAUUGUUCUGGAGCCUACCUGCAAAGUCACAGUUCUGAGUUGCCCUCCAACAAGGAGAUAAAAAAAAAAAGCUGUUAUU
Octodon degus (degu) is the source of this 7128-nucleotide messenger RNA. RefSeq names its product zonadhesin (gene Zan). Bases 76 to 7110 code for a protein of 2344 amino acids. NCBI's taxonomy places the organism in Eukaryota, Metazoa, Chordata, Mammalia, Rodentia, Octodontidae. The transcript has 44 exons. Gene Ontology annotation, cellular component: membrane. The record is from RefSeq and is a predicted model, not a curated record. Gene Ontology annotation, molecular function: protein binding.